UCCACUGAACAACACAGGUUCUGAGGCUCCCCAUGGAGAAGGCUGGUAUGCGAAGUUAGGGGGAGGGGUCGAGCCUCAGAGUUUUGGGGUGUGCGGAUGGGAAGCCCUAGCCUGGAUCCAACUGCUGGACACACUAGAAAUGCAUUUAAGCAACGGUGACUUUUCCUCUGAGGAAGAGGACGCGGACGCUCACGACAGCAAAACCAGAGCCGCCGAUCAACAUCUCUCUCAGAAGAAAACUAUCACUCAGAUCAUGAAGGAUAAAAAGAAGCAGACCCAGCUCACGCUGCAGUGGCUUGAAGAAAAUUACAUUGUAUGUGAAGGAGUUUGCUUACCAAGGUGCAUCCUUUAUGCUCACUACUUAGAUUUUUGCAGGAAAGAAAAAUUGGAGCCAGCUUGUGCAGCUACCUUUGGAAAGACAAUUCGCCAGAAAUUUCCCCUCCUAACGACACGGCGGCUUGGAACAAGAGGCCAUUCAAAGUAUCAUUACUAUGGGAUUGGCAUCAAAGAGAGCAGUGCAUAUUACCACUCCGUUUAUUCUGGAAAGGGCCUGACCAGGUUUUCUGGAAGCAAGCUGAAGAAUGAGGGUGGCUUCACUCGUAAAUAUUCACUUAGCUCAAAAACUGGAACGCUUCUUCCAGAAUUCCCCAGCGCUCAACACCUUGUGUAUCAAGGAUGCAUUUCUAAGGACAAGGUAGAUACCCUCAUAAUGAUGUACAAAACUCAUUGCCAGUGCAUCCUGGACAAUGCAAUUAAUGGCAACUUUGAAGAGAUCCAGCAUUUCUUAUUACACUUUUGGCAAGGCAUGCCUGAUCAUCUUCUUCCUCUACUUGAAAAUCCCGUUAUCAUUGACAUUUUCUGUGUUUGUGACUCAAUUCUUUAUAAGGUUCUUACCGAUGUACUCAUUCCUGCAACAAUGCAAGAAAUGCCUGAAAGUUUAUUAGCAGACAUCAGAAAUUUUGCCAAAAAUUGGGAACAGUGGGUUGUUUCAUCCUUGGAAAACUUGCCAGAAGCGCUGACUGAAAAGAAGAUACCUAUUGUGCGAAGAUUUGUAUCUUCCCUGAAACGACAAACAUCUUUCUUACAUCUUGCUCAGAUUGCCAGACCAGCUCUCUUUGAUCAGCAUGUUGUGAAUUCUAUGGUAUCUGAUAUUGAAAAGGUUGACUUGAAUAGUAUUGGAUCUCAGGCUCUUCUUACCAUCUCAGGCAGCACAGACACUGAAUCUGACAUCUACACUGAACAGGACUCUAUUACUGUGUUUCAAGAACUUAAGGAUCUCCUUAAGAAGAAUGCCACUGUGGAGGCUUUCAUUGAAUGGUUGGAUACUGUGGUAGAACAGAGAGUUAUUAAGACCAGCAAACAAAAUGGAAGAUCAUUAAAGAAGAGGGCUCAAGACUUUCUGCUAAAAUGGAGUUUCUUUGGUGCUCGAGUAAUGCAUAAUCUCACCUUGAACAAUGCAUCCAGUUUUGGUUCUUUCCAUUUAAUCCGAAUGCUUCUUGAUGAAUACAUUCUCCUGGCCAUGGAGACCCAGUUUAAUAAUGAUAAAGAACAGGAAUUACAGAAUUUAUUGGACAAGUAUAUGAAGAAUUCAGAUGCAAGUAAAGCUGCUUUUACUGCCUCUCCAAGUUCAUGCUUUUUGGCCAACCGUAAUAAAGGGACCUCGAUUUCCAGUGACGCUGUCAAGAAUGAAAGUCAUGUGGAAACAGCCUAUCUUCCCCUGACAUCUGGUCAGCCUGGAGCCUUGCCCCCUGCUCUGCAUACGUUCCCUGCUGGGAAUGCAGACAACAUGCCACUUGCAGGUCAAAUGGACCUUUCACAGGGUGCUGGCCAUUUGAUGACACCACCCAUUUCUCCAGCCAUGGCAAGCCGAGGAAGUGUCAUUAACCAAGGGCCAAUGGCAGGGAGACCCCCAAGUGUGGGCCCAGUACUAUCGGCUCCGUCACACUGCUCAACAUAUCCAGAGCCCAUUUAUCCUUCUCUCCCUCAAGCCAACCAUGACUUCUAUGGGACCAACUCGAACUAUCAGACUGUAUUCAGGGCACAGCCCCACCCCCCAUCAGGACUCUAUCCUCAUCGUGCUGAGCACAGUCGAUGCAUGUCCUGGACUGAACAGCAGCUUUCUAGAGACUUCUUCAGUGGCAGCUGUGCUGGGUCUUCGUAUAAUUCCCGGCCACCUUCCAGCUAUGGACCAUCUCCUCAUACUCAAGAUUCACACAGUAUGCAGUUUUUAAAUACAGGAAGCUUCAAUUUCCUCACCGGGACAGGUGCUACCAACUGCCAGGGAGCAACAUUGCCUUCUAAUUCGUCUAACGGAUACUAUGGGAGCAAUAUAAACUACCCAGAGUCUCACAGACUUGGAUCCAUGGUGAAUCAGCAUGUCUCGGUGAUCAGCAGCGUCCGCUCACUGCCUCCCUAUAGUGACAUCCACGACCCACUGAACAUUUUAGAUGACAGCAGUAGAAAGCACACCAGCUCAUUUUAUGCAGACACCUCAUCUUCAGUUGCAUGUCGAACUCCAGCAGUAGCUUCCAACUUGCAAGCUGCAAUUCCUUCUUCCUCAUCCCAGUGUAUGUAUGGAACUUCCCAUCAGUAUCCAGCUCAAGAAACCCUGGACUCCCAUGGAGCAAACGCUAGAGAAAUGGUGUCCUCCUUACCGCCCAUCAACACUGUGUUCAUGGGAACAGCUGCUGGAGGCACUUAAACCAACAAUGUCGGGUGGGGGUUGAAACUAUAAAAUCUCUACUACAUGAAUAUUAAUACUCGCACAGUGAGAGUAAGGAAAAUGGAAUAUGUAGUGGCUGGACAUUAUUUUUCAACUCACUCAGGCUAUGGACAAUCCCAUACUGAAUGGAGAUACUUGCAGAGUUUGUCUUGCACACAAAUAGUUUAAAAUAUUAUCUCAUUUUUAAUUAUAGUUUCAAACAUUAUCUAGUGGAACCAGUGGAGAUUUAAACAUGCAAACAUUUCAACUAAGAAGAUUUAAUAUUUUACUUUCUAAUUUAUUGAAAGUCUGUGUGCUCUUUCAUCCCUGGUUUCUAAAAAAAAAAGAGAGAGAGAGAGAGAGAGAGAGAAAUAUAUUUAAUGCCUUUACAAUACCUUUAAUUUAUUAGGAUUUCAGAAUCAUUGUUUACUGUCCCUUAUUUGACAAAAAGUCAAAUGUGUAUAUUCUACCUCCUAUGGAAAUGUUUACAAGCUCAAGAAUUAAUUCAAUUCAUCCGAGACCAAAGUUGCAGUUUCUGUGCUUUAGAGCUUCAGUGUGAUGAUUUCUGUUACAUAGUAAUAUUCUGAUUCUAUGUAAUUGAACAGAAAUGAUAAAUGUGUUCACCUCUUUAUUUAAAAAAGAUAAGAAAUUAUAGAACUAUCAUUAAAGGCUUGGUUGCUCUGAGGACUGGUACUAUUUCUGAAGAAUGCUGGGGACUAGCAGAAAGAGUUCAUUGGGGUAUGGGGUUAAAGAGUACAGUUGGUUGGUCAUAACACUAAUUCAAGAACAUUUGCAUAUCAGAUCUAUGCAUAAAAUAUAAAGGAAUUAUGGCUUGUUGAUUAUUUGAACUUCUUCAGAUUUGGAAGUAGUCUUUAUUCAAAUAUUUUGCUUAUAAAUCAAGAGUGACUAAGGAUUCAGGGAUCAUCUGGAUGUAAAGGCUAAUUCAGAAAUGAAGUAUUCAUUACACAUAAAUACAAU
Molecule: messenger RNA, 3679 nt
Organism: Tupaia belangeri chinensis (Chinese tree shrew)
Lineage: Eukaryota; Metazoa; Chordata; Mammalia; Scandentia; Tupaiidae
Gene: RFX6
Product: regulatory factor X6
Exons: 19
Coding region: 140-2701 (853 amino acids)
Biological process (GO): regulation of transcription by RNA polymerase II
Molecular function (GO): DNA-binding transcription factor activity, RNA polymerase II-specific; RNA polymerase II cis-regulatory region sequence-specific DNA binding
Source: RefSeq, a predicted model, not a curated record